Messenger RNA from Lycium ferocissimum, 2015 nucleotides. RefSeq lists its product as uncharacterized. The record is from RefSeq and is a predicted model, not a curated record. NCBI's taxonomy places the organism in Eukaryota, Viridiplantae, Streptophyta, Magnoliopsida, Solanales, Solanaceae. The transcript is spliced from 6 exons. Bases 150 to 1760 code for a protein of 536 amino acids.
AUUUGGCAGGUAUUUUUCCAUAUAUAAGUGGACAAGUGUAUUGGCGGUGCAUGCAACAAGUUGUAUCUUUAUGUUUGACAAGUGUUAAGGGGUAUUCCAGCUGAUUGGGCCUUUGUGGACUCUUUCGAUAAAUAACAAUCAGUUCAUUAAUGGCGAGCAAAACGACUACAGUUAGAUCUUCACUAACAAUCUUAGUCUCCAUUCUUCUCUUCGUCGGAGCUAUCGUCUCCACACGCUUGCUACACUCUUCCUUUGACAUUUCCUUUGCAAGAUAUUCUCCACGAAAGACAAUAUUAACCCCCAUCAGACGUCACAAUCGCACUGAUACAACCCCAGCCAUCUCAAAAGAGCCCCAAAAGAAAACGGAACUCCUAACAUUCCACAAUCACACUGAUGCAACCCCAGCAGUGCCAAAAAAGCCCCAAAAGAAACUGAAAUUUCAACUAAAUUGUACACUUCGGAACCUCACAAGAACUUGCCCUGCAUCUUACUACCCAUCAAAGUUCACGGAUCAAAAUCAAGCUUCUUCGUCAUCUCCUCCGCCUACGUGUCCAGAUUACUUCCGCUGGAUCUACGAUGACCUAUGGCCUUGGAGAGAAACGGGAAUCACCAAAGAAAUGGUGAAUCGAGCCAGAAGGACAGCAGAUUUUCGGUUGGUGAUAUUGAAUGGAAGAGCAUAUGUAGAAACCUAUCGAAAGGCAUUUCAAAGCAGAGACACAUUUACAUUAUGGGGCAUUUUACAAAUGUUACGAAGGUACCCUGGUAAAGUGCCUGAUUUGGACCUGAUGUUUGACACUGUUGACUGGCCAGUUAUAAAGACGGAAUUCUACCGACGCCCUAAGGCCCCUACUCCUCCGCCUCUGUUCAGAUACUGUGGGAAUGAUACCAGUUUGGAUAUUGUAUUUCCAGAUUGGUCAUUCUGGGGAUGGCCAGAGAUUAAUAUAAAGCCUUGGGAGACUUUGUCAAAGGUCUUAAAGAAAGGAAAUGAGAAGAUAAAAUGGACUGACAGGGAACCAUAUGCGUACUGGAAAGGCAAUCCUAUUGUUGCUGAAACUAGGAUGGAUCUUCUCAAGUGCAAUGUUUCAGAAAAGCAGGACUGGAGUGCACGUGUAUAUGCUCAGAACUGGGUUGAAGAACAGAAGCAAGGUUACCAGCAAUCGGAUUUAGCUAGUCAGUGUAUUCACAGAUACAAGAUUUAUGUAGAAGGAUCUGCAUGGUCUGUGAGUGACAAAUACAUUCUGGCCUGUGAUUCUGUUACGUUGUUUGUAAAACCGCACUACUACGAUUUCUACACCAGAGGUUUGAUGCCGCUGCAACAUUACUGGCCCGUAAAAGAUAAUGACAAAUGCCAAUCUAUCAAGCAUGCUGUUGACUGGGGCAAUACUCAUGAACAAGAGGCACAGGCGAUUGGCAAGGCAGCAAGCGAUUUCAUUCAAGAGCAACUCAAAAUGGAUUACGUGUAUGACUACAUGUUCCAUCUCUUGAGCGAGUACGCAAAGCUCUUGAAAUACAAGCCCACUGUACCACGAAAAGCAGUUGAGCUUUGUUCAGAGGUAAUGGCAUGCCCAGCUGAAGGAGUGGCAAAGAAGUUCAUGUUAGAAUCUAUGGUUGAAGGCCCCUCGGAUGCAAUACCUUGCAACAUGCCACCUCCCUUUGGUCCUGCAGGUCUUCAUUCUAUUCUUGAUAGAAAAGAAAAUUCAAUGAAACAAGUUGAGUCAUGGGAACAACAAUACUGGAAGAAUGAAAACAAGCAACAAUGAGGAUUUCAGUUUUUCUUUUUUCACUCAUCGCCUACACGUACCAUGCGGUAUAUUUUUUUUUUUGAUAGUGUUUGUUGUAUUUAUUACUAUCUAACACUAUGAUGGAGCAUGAACGAUAAAUCUUGGUGUUGGGAAAACAUAUUUGUAUGAGGAAACAAUUCAGGGAUGAACGGUUUUCUUUAUAUAGAUAUUUGUAAUAUAUUCUUUUGCAGUUCUGCGUCGAUUUUAUUGGGAACGCAAUGGUAUCUGCUUUCA